CCGGAGGUCUGAGCCGCUCCGAGCGCAAAGCGGCGGAGCGGGUCCGGAGGUUGCGGGAGGAGCAGCAGAGGGAGCGCCUCCGCCAGGUACGCCGCCGCCGCUUCCCGGCCCGGCAAUGCCCGGCCCGCGCCGCCGCUCACCGCCCGCCUGCCCGCAGGUGUCGCGCAUCCUGAGGAAGGCGGCGGCGGAGCGCAGCGCCGAGGAGGGCCGGCUGCUGGCCGAGAGCGCGGACCUGGUAACGGAGCUGCAGGGCCGGAGCCGGCGGCGCGAGGGCCUGAAGCGGCGGCAGGAGGAGGUGUGCGACGACCCAGAGGAGCUGCGGGGGAAGGUUCGGGAGCUGGCCGGCGCCGUCCGGAACGCCAAAUACUUGAUCGUCUACACAGGCGCGGGAAUCAGCACGGCAGCGUCUAUCCCAGACUACAGGGGCCCUAAUGGAGUGUGGACACUGCUUCAGAAAGGGAGAAGCGUUAGUGCUGCCGACCUGAGUGAGGCCGAGCCAACCCUCACCCACAUGAGCAUCACCCGUUUGCAUGAGCAGAAGCUGGUGCAGCAUGUGGUGUCUCAGAACUGUGACGGGCUUCACCUGAGGAGUGGGCUGCCACGCACGGCCAUCUCAGAGCUCCACGGGAACAUGUACAUUGAAGUCUGUACUUCCUGCGUUCCCAACAGGGAGUACGUGCGGGUGUUCGAUGUGACAGAGCGCACCGCCCUCCACAGACACCAGACAGGCCGGACCUGCCACAAGUGUGGGACCCAGCUGCGGGACACCAUUGUGCACUUUGGGGAGAGGGGGACGUUGGGGCAGCCUCUGAACUGGGAAGCAGCGACCGAGGCUGCCAGCAGAGCAGACACCAUCCUGUGUCUAGGGUCCAGCCUGAAGGUUCUAAAGAAAUACCCACGCCUCUGGUGCAUGACCAAGCCCCCUAGCCGGCGGCCGAAGCUCUACAUCGUGAACCUGCAGUGGACCCCAAAGGAUGACUGGGCUGCCCUGAAGCUACAUGGGAAGUGUGAUGACGUCAUGCGGCUCCUCAUGGCCGAGCUGGGCUUGGAGAUCCCCGCCUAUAGCAGGUGAGUGGGCCAUUGCAGCAGCCUGCUUCCCCGCACCUCUGUGUGCUGGGCCUUGUCUGUCUUCUCUCGUGAGCUGAGCGUGGAGGAAGCUCUGAGGUGUUUGUAGCGGUGUCUGAGGCAUGACUGAGGCUUGGUGGUCUCCAGAGGGCCUGACCUCGGUGUUUGGCGGAGACCCUGCGUGUGUCACUCCUGCCCUGGCUGAUGUGGCACACACAAUCCCCGCGGGGAGAGGGAUUCUGCCCGUGUGCUCCUGCUCCAGGCGUCCCCGUGGAGCUCUCUGAGAUGCCUGGUGGGAAGCAUCUGGAGGGGACGAGCACUCAGCAGCUCUGGUCAGACGAAUCUGUGUGCUUGGUUUUGGGAGUUGGCGUACUUUGGGAAAGCUUAAACAAACUGUGCCUUAAUACAGAAUUUGUGAUAAUUUAGACUUGGUGUAUGUAUUGAGUAAAAAGUUUACACUCUCUUUCUCUGUGAAUUUUCAGGGUCUUAUAGGGGAAAUCAAUAACUUCUUUUAAUCAAAGGGUUCAAGAAAUUAAGGAUCCCUUCACCUUCUGGGCCUGGCACUUCUUGUAUGUUAUGUGUGUGGUGUUCUGUGAUGUGGGCUAUCGUGUACUGUAUUUUUUUUUUUUACAUUAACUUAGCUCAUUUUCCUUAUCAGUGCGUAUCUGUAUCUUAAGUUAUGAUCUGUGGUUCUGCAUCUCAGUCAGACACAUGCUUUCUUCACGGUGUCGUCUGUAGGCCACGCCUCCCUAGUCAGCUGGGAAGGGGGAGAGGGUCUGGUCCACCUGCCCCUGGCGGUACAAGUGGAAGGUGGGGCCCAGAGUUGCUAGUGACUCAUCCCUGGAGACGGAGGCAGCCCUGGGGCCACUGCUGCCCCACCCUGUGUGUGCACGCCGCUCAGUGGUGGACGAGGACACGGAGUUCUGAGGAGACCAGGCUAGUGUGGGUGCUGACCUUUGAGUCACCAGCUAAGAGGUGACCUCUCCCGCAUCCGUUCUGCAGCUUGGUAAUAACGAAGCUGCCACCAACCAUAGCCCCGCCGCAGUUGACACGGGAGGGAAGGGGAUGGGAAGGCAGGGACCGCAGACAGCUUUCCCGAGCUGGGGCGGGUGUGACUGCGAGAGGCCCCCAGGCCCGCCUGAUGCCACUUUCCCUUUUUGGCAGGUGGCAGGAUCCCAUUUUCUCACUGGCGACUCCUCUGCGUGAUGGCGAAGAAGGCAGCCACAGUCGGAAGUCGCUGUGCAGAAGCAGAGAGGAGGCCCCGCCUGGGGACCGGGGUGCACCGCUUAGCUCGGCCCCCAUCCUAGGGGGCUGGUUUGGCAGGGGCUGCACAAA
Molecule: messenger RNA, 2400 nt
Organism: Nomascus leucogenys (northern white-cheeked gibbon)
Lineage: Eukaryota; Metazoa; Chordata; Mammalia; Primates; Hylobatidae
Gene: SIRT7
Product: sirtuin 7
Exons: 8
Coding region: 116-1072 (318 amino acids)
Molecular function (GO): NAD+ binding
Source: RefSeq, a predicted model, not a curated record